AGACCAUGUUUGCAAGGGAGAGAUGCUAGAAGGGGGCACUGCUUCCAUCAAUGACAGUCUACUACAGUACAAGCUCCUUUCUCUCUUUGCAGCUACUGACAUCCCCGCUUCUACCGCUUUCAUCAUCACUAUCAGAGAAAAGAGCCCGUUUCCUGCUUCCAAAGGGGGGUAGUUUCCAGCUUCCUAGAAGAGGUCGCCUUGCGGGAGGCUUGUCGAAGAUCUCGUUCGGUAACGUCAAAUCACUUAGAAGUCCAAACGUGCAGAGAGAGUCAUUCCCAAAUUCAGUCUUAGAAGUUCCCGAACAGAGUUCAGGGUAAAUACUGCCGAACAGAGUAUUUCCUACGCUGAGAAGCCGGAUUUUGUUCAAAUAUCGAGCGUGACGACUUGUCCUCUCACACAAUGAUGUGGACUCUGAAUAGCCCUCUGAAUAGAGAGAGCAGCAGCGGUGCGACGAACAGCGCUCGCCUGUGAGUACAUUGCGUCAACUCUCACGGCGCCCUGCCAUUAUACAUCGAAGGAGAAGUCUUGCAACGCCGCGACAUUGUAACACGCGAGCGACCACUGGAGCAGCAGCUCCACAGGUCACGCGAGCAAGUUGUCGCUCCACAGGUCAUGUCCUUAAACCGAGCAAGUUGUCUCCCCGAAAACCAGGAAUAAAUCCGCGAGUUAUCAGUGACGGAGGCCCCGAUGCGUCCUCGAGCUGUGUCGCUGUCUCAUCACCCAGAAUGGACCUGAGAAUCUUUGGCGGUUUGUGGAAGACCGCGCAGCAAUCACAGGCGGAGGACGACUCACGGUGCUUUCGAACUCCGGAAGAUUCUGUGGAUUCUUCUACAACUUCCAAUACUGCGCGAUGUAGUCGAAGUCAGAGACGAAGGCAGGGUCAGGCGGGAGAGUCUCAGGGAACGCACGCCUUUACCCAGGAGGGCGUCGAUUCGCCGUUAUCAUCGCAGGUGCUCUCGUCAGCACGAAAAGCAGCAGCUGAAGCGGACGAGACGCGACACUUUCUAGGCAAUCCCGAAGGCCGUGAUCCUGAAUCCGACGCCGGCGAUAAGAAGCCGUUGCCGGACCAGCGAUUCAUGGGAACGUCGAGACGGCAGGUGCAUUGUGACAUGUCGGACCGGCGAGGGUCAUGUGACUCGACUCGCCCGGCGGAAUCAUGGGACGGGGGUACAUGUUACAUGACAUGCGCCAGUGACGCACUGUCGGACAUAGCGAGACCGCGAGUGGAGCAACCGCGAAUCAAAGAAGAGAGGGAACAGGAUCAGGGACGGCUGUUGUCCGAUGACCCAUCGGAUGGCUUUCUACAAGUCUCUCCAGCGCGACAUUCGCGUCAGGAGGAAACCCGUUGCAGAGUAGUAGCCGACAUUCACUUUAGUCAAAUAGUACAUGAUAGUAGCAGAUCUAGGACUAGUGCUAGUAAAGCAUGUCUGUUGGGUCGAUACUGCGGCUCUGCUUCUUCUCGCGUGCCGACUCGGCAAGGAAUAGUGGCGUCGCAAGCUCGGCAUGGAUUAGAGCCGUCUCGGAGGUUAGAGCCGUCUCGGUGCUUAGAGCUGUCUGGGAGGUUAGAGCCGUCUCUGAGGUUAGAGUCGUCUCAGAAUCUGCGCACUGGUAUCGCGAGGAGCUUUUCAGUUCUCAGCCGCGUGAAGCGCUGGAACACAGCGUCUGUAGUGACGUGGCUUCUGAUGCUGACGUGGACACUGGUCUGGGGAUACGCAGGCGAUGUCGCUGCAGCAUCAGAUGUUACCGAUGUAGCAGCCAGAGCGGAUGCGACAGCUAGAGCAGAUGCACUACUAAGAGCAGAUGUGAGCAAUGGCAACAUAGCUAUCGGUGCAAGCAGAAUGCUGAAUAGCAGUGACAGCUCUAAUAGUAUUAGCAGUGAUGGCCUGGCACUCGACUGUGGCAGUAGAAGUAGCCUAGUGGAGCAUAGGCGGCCCACAUUGGGCUCCUCAGAAAGCAUCGAUAAUUAUGAGCAUUCAAGCAGGACCAGGGGGGGGGGUACCAGAGGAAGGGGUAUCAGAGGAAGGGGUAUCAGAGGAAGGGGUAUCAGAGGAAGGAGUAUUCAAGCCCCACCCAUCAGAACACCCCUGGACCCAUCCCCGUCGCCGCUGCGUGGUCUAUCCCUGCUGGCCGCGUCGCGGUCGAUCACGAUUGGCUGCCUCGUGCCCGUGGAUCUCACCCCCGACGCCGUGCACAUGCUCGCCGCUGUGACUAUAGCGGUGGAUGAGAUCAACCUGUCGGCAUCUCUGCUGCCCAACCACACGGUGCUGCUCGCGCCCCUCAACUACACCACUCUGCCCGUCGCAGGCCAGCUCGCAGCGCUGCAGCUCGCCUCCAUGGACCCCCUGCCAGUGGCGGUGGUGGGACCUCGCAAUUCGGACCAAGCAGCACUGGUCAGCCCUCUGGCAACUGAAGCCCAGAUUCCCUUUGUGUCGCCAUCAGCUACGGACGUGCAGCUGACAGCAGGCAGGGACCGGCCCUACUUCCUGCGGACCAUUCACAGCGAUGGCAUGGACAUGCGCGCCAUUGCAGAGUUCCUCGCCUUGAACAAGUGGAGCGAGAUCAUCGUCAUUCACAGCGACAACCGCUUUGGCCGCAACGGCAUUGCGACACUCAAUGGCUACCUUUCCACUCAGAAGCAAUGGAAGGUCAGGAUCGCGACACGUGUGCCGAUCAAGACGACGUGGACGGUGGCGCAGACAGCAGUGGCUCUGGCUGCAGUGGAGCGGCUUGAUCCGGCCGUGUUUGUGGUACACGCUGCUGCUGCCCUCUGCAGCAUUAUUUUCUCAGCUGCCCAUCAGUUGAGUCUGGUAGCAAAGAAUUCAGUGUGGGUGGCGUCUGAGGGGGCGGCUCUUGUCAACUCCACCGUCCUGCGAAACGUAGAGGGAAUGGUCAUCACCUCGUCCUACCUCCCUCCAUCGCCUCGCCUCACUGCAUUCCAAGAGAAAUGGGCCAGCCUGGACCCCGUCCGCUUCCCCAACGCCAGCAGAGAGGAGCCCAAGUCGUACACCCUGGCAGCAUAUGACGCCACUUACCUUAUUGCGUGGGGGCUGCACUCCCUGCUUUACGGCAAUGGCAGCAGUGGCGGCCGCAGCAUUGGCAGCAGUAAUAGCAGUAUUGGCAGUAUUGGCAGUAUUGGCAGUAUUGGCAGUAGUGGCAGCAGUAGCAGCAGCAGCAGCAGGAGCAGCAGCAGUAGCAGCAGCAGCAGGAGCAGCAGCAGCAGCAGCAGCAGCAGCAGUGACACCAGUAGUUCUGGGACCUCUCCCCUGACUCUGCCCACGAGCUACAGACACACAGUCAAGAAGCAGCCCCCUGUGCAGCUUCUUGCUCUGAAAAGGAGCCUGGUGGGACCAAUGCUUCGGGAAGCCAUGCUGACUACCAGCUUUGAUGGGGUCAGGGGCAGAAUCUCCCUCAGCGCCAGUGGCGACCUGCAGUCCAACGUGACUCGCAUUCUCAACGUGCGCAACGGCUCUGCUGUUCCUGUCGGCUUCUGGACUGCAACGCUUCUCCUCACGCCGUCUCUUGACUUACCCCCCCUUAAAGGCACAUCACGUAUGCUCAACAUCACCUUUCCAGGCAACACAACGAAGCCCCCCUCGGGCUUCUUUCCUCGUCGCAAGCUGCUUCUGGCCGUCCCUUACAAGCGGGGCUUUCAGCAGUUUAUCAACAUCACCGCCUCUUCCCCCUCCUCCUCCUCCUCCGCUGCUGCCUCAGCUACUGCCAACAAUGAUCGUUUCUCUGGGUUUGCAAUAGAGCUGUUUCGCCGGGCAGUGAGCAGGUUGUCGUACCAACUGGAGUUUGAGUUCGUGCAGGUUGGAGGGCAGGAUGGGCAGGAUGCUCGAUACGAUGACGUCAUUCAGGCCGUGGCAGAUAAGAGAGUGGACGGGGGCGUUGGCGAUCUCUCGGUGACACUAGCACGGAGCGAAAUAGUCGAUUUCACACAGCCGUACAUGCCGUCAGCAGUGAGUGUGAUCAGCUACGUGCCGCCCGCCAGCAGCUGGUGGAUGGCAUUCGCGCCCUUCACUCCUACCAUGUGGGCGGUGUUUCUCGGCAUGACUGUGGCCACGGGGCUCAUCACGGUGUUUCUGGAGUGCCGGAUGAACCCCGAGUUCCAGGGGAAGCUGCACGAGAUGCUGCAGCACGCCGUGUGGUUUGGCUAUCUCUCCAUCUUCUCCUAUCUAGGCAAGCCCGUGCGAUCGGUCCCAGCAAGAGCCCUCAUCUCUCUCUGGCUGCUCGUCACGCUCAUUGUAGUCACAUCGUACACAGCCAACCUGACGUCUAUAACGACAGUCAACCUGCUUACAGGGACUACUGUGGACCUCUACUAUAACAUUAACGCCAACAGCCCCAUUGGUUACCAGUCCGGAACAUUUGUAGAGCUUUAUCUUCUACAGCUCGGUGCAAAAAAGCACAACCUGGUACCGCUUAACAGUGCAGAGGAUUACAUAAGUGCGCUGGAGUCAGGGAGAGUGCGGGUGGUGGUGGAUGAGAACCCCUACCUGGACCUCGUGCGAGCUAACCACUGCAGCAUAGCGCAAGUCAAGCAGCCGUACGCCAUGCCCGGCUUUGCCUUUGCCUUUCAGAAGGGCUCUCAGCUGCGCAUAGACAUCUCAGAAGCGCUGCUGCAGCUGUCCCUGUCGGGGGAACUGAGUGCGCUGCAAACGACCUACCUGGAGGGCGGGGAGCGGCUGUGCCCCGACGUCCUCGUGCCCGUAGCCCCCACUGUGCUGGCCAAUGAAAACUUCUGGGGGCUCUUUGUGGGCUACGGGGUGGUGUCUGUGGCGUGCUGCGUGCUGUAUGUGGCGCUGCUGGUGUUCCGAGGAGCCAUGGUUGCCAGGGAGCUGUCUCUGCAUCACGUUGGAUCAUACAGUUCAGAUAUGGCGGGUUUCAUCCCCACUGGGCGAGGCUCUCAGGCUGCACUCACCGUCCUCCCCUCCUCCAUCUCCUUUAAAGGCAACUCGCUAGCACGUAUAAAGGAGCACGGGGAGGAUGACAGCUUGUGGCGGUGUGCCUAUACUGAAGAUUGGGAUGACAGUGGGGGUGGGGGUGGUAGUGGUGGUGGUGCUGGGGGUUUGCAACGCUCACUGGGAGCAACCAAGAAGCGCAGUGAAGCAGAGGCUAAGGGAGGUUCAGGGGAGAGCAGUCCAGCGCCUGGUUCUAAUCCGGCAGCCUUUGAAUCACCUCAAAAGAAGUGUAAGUUGGUGAGUCGAGGGAAAGGAGAGGGGGAGGAGGAAGAGGAGAAAGAAGAGCCUGAGGAGGGGCAAGAGGAGGGGGAAGAGGAGGAGCAAGAUGAGGGGCAAGAUGAGGGGCAAGAUGAGGGGCAAGAUGAGGGGCAAGAUGAGGGGCAAGUUGAGGGGCAAGAUGAGGGGCAAGAGGAGUGGCAAGUGGAGCAGAGUUGCUUUGUUCUCCUUCGGAAGCAGUCGUCGCGUGAAUCGGGGGCUUCUACCUCGCGUUCCUGGGCCUUCUCUUGGCCCUCUGUUUCUGAGUCGUCGCCGCUCAGUGAAAUCGUUCCCACGGCGUCUCAAAGGCGUUCAUUCUCUUGUUUGGGUAUUGAGAGACAGUCAGCUGCAAGAGCAGCAGCAGCAGCAGCAGCAUCACCGGAUGCAGCACCAAUAACACAUUCACGGUCGUUAGAUUCUGCUGCUGCUCCAGAGCCAACAGCAGCAGCAUCAGCAGCACCACCACCAGCAGCAGCAAAGGGGUCAGCGCACUGCCAGACCAGCAGAAUGGGAGUGCCAGUGGCUGGUAGCUUUGGAGCCGUGGCUGGUAGCUUUGGAGCCGUGGCAGGUAGCUUCGGGGGCGUGGCCUCCCUGCAGAGAAGAAUGGACAGUCUAGUCGAUAAAUUUAACAAGGGUCAAGAGUGGAGCAAGGACCGACACACACGAGCAGAGGCCCCCUCUCUCGCCACCGCCACUCUCCCUGUCUCCUCUCUCCCCCCCUCCUCUCUCCCCGCCUCCUCUCUCCCCUCCUCCUCCUUUCUCUCCUUCCGUGAAGCCACAUCCGACCACCAGCCAACCAGCAGCCACCAUGUGGUAGUCAGUGACAGCUUUGCCAGCACUAGCCCCCACACACUCCCCCACGCCCCCCUAGGCCGCCGCCCAGGGAAAAAGCUACGAGACAACCAGUUGUCAGGCAGACUGCUGACCAGCUUUGGGAAUUCCGUAGCUGGAGACAAGCUCGUUUCCUCCAGGGCUGUUGGCAGGUCUGGGAGAGUGCCGGACCUGACCUUGGGGACAGGUUCGGCGCAGGUUCCGCCGUCUUCUAGGCAGCUGAUAGCAGCGUUGAGGGCGAGCAAGCAGGUGCAGAAGCCAGGGGGGCAUGCGAUGAAAGUGAUGCCGUCCCGCCAGUUGCCGGCUCCGAAACACUCAAGUGGCCGUGAUUUCACGAAUUCGGACGAUGAGGGUGAUGGUGAUGUUGAUGGUGAUGAUGGUUGUUGGGACCUGAAUGGUUGUGACGAGGAAUGUGAGGAGGAGCGUGAGGAGGAGGGACGUCAGGAGGGGGAUUGUGAGGACAGGUCCAUGCCUCAGCCUGGGCGAGCGACUACCCUUUAGCUGGACAAUGGGAUGGAAUGCUGUGGGGCCAAAGCUCCGGAUGGAAUGGGGCCAAAGCACCGGAUGGAUCUCGGCCAUUGCAACGAUCGUUCCCCGAAUCCAAGGCUGCAUGCUUGCUGGGGAUUCAACUUGGUCGAAAUUCUGAGGCGCAGAGAAGCAGUCCAAAACUAAGAGCCCUAAGAGCCGUUCCGACCGACCCGUUCGGCCUUCAGGUGGCAGGCACUUCACACUUCCCUUGUACCACGAGUCAUUGCUGCUGGAAACCUGUGAGUGAGGCUGUGAUGUGUCAGGCAUACCUUAUAAUAUUUUUUGCCCACUUGAGACAAGACUGCAAGUUUUGGCCAAACAGACCGCAUGCAGUGCGUUUGGAAAGAUGGCCACGUGGUUUUGCGAAAUAGUUAGAAGAUAGUGAGGAGUGUGAUGUGAUGUCCCAUGAAAGGGGGAAUUCCCCGACUGUAACGAGUCGAUUUUUGAGUCGACUAAAAAAUCGACUCAUUACACACGGAUUAUACACUGAGAGAAUUUUUGUCGCAUGGAAGGCUGGGCGUAACUUGCAAAAGUUACUUGUUCGCGCGAGGCUCCCUGAGCACCAGCUGACGAGAUGUGGGUUACCCACGACACGUCCCGAGGAAUGAAGACCUGGCACCUUGGAGCUUUCCAGGGUGUUUUGGAUUGGCUGACCAGAUUUCAGUCGCGGUUGUUCCAACCUUGAAGUUGUUGUUCUCGUAGCGCAGUUUUCUGUUUAAGAGCUCGCUUGUAAACUCACUUUUAUAAUUCCACCAGCACUGAUGAAGGUCUGAUUUGGGGCCUGUCCCAGUCAGCCGAAACUAGUUUGCGUUUUAAUCUUCUAGUGGAGU
Messenger RNA from Closterium sp. NIES-67, 7405 nucleotides. NCBI's taxonomy places the organism in Eukaryota, Viridiplantae, Streptophyta, Zygnematophyceae, Desmidiales, Closteriaceae. The record is from the annotation of a GenBank genome assembly.